AUGUCACACCACACUGUUAGCUCAGUGUCUAAAGUGUAUGUAGACGUACUUGCCUCCAAGCCCCAAUCGUACUGGGACUACGAAAACAUGAAUAUCAAGUGGAACCUGCAAGACAACUACGAAAUCAUAAAGAAAUUGGGCAGAGGGAAGUACUCCGAGGUGUUUUUAGGAGUCGACUUGAGCAACAAUGGUAACAAAUGUGUGAUCAAGGUGUUGAAGCCGGUCAAACGUAAGAAGAUAAAAAGAGAAAUCUCCAUUUUGAAGAACUUAGUCGGCGGGCCCAACAUUAUUGGUUUAUUGGACAUUGUCAGGGAGCCUCAGCUGAAGACCCCAGGAUUGAUCUUUGAACAUGUAAACAAUGUAGACUUCAGAUCAUUGUACCCACACUUCACAGACUACGACAUCAGGUUCUACAUGUACCAGUUGUUGAAGGCAUUGGAUUACUCACACUCUAUGGGGAUCAUGCACAGGGAUGUGAAGCCACACAACGUGAUGAUUGACCAUGACAACAAGCUGUUGAGGUUGAUCGACUGGGGGUUGGCUGAGUACUACCACCCUGGAACCGAAUACAACGUCAGAGUCGCGUCCAGGUACUUUAAGGGCCCAGAAUUGCUCGUAGACUUCAGGUUAUAUGACUACUCGUUGGACCUAUGGUCCUUUGGGUGCAUGUUUGCCUCGUUGGUGUUCAAGAAGGAGCCAUUUUUCCACGGGAAGUCCAACACUGACCAGUUGGUGCAGAUUGUUCGCGUGUUAGGGUCAGACGAUUUACACAAGUACUUAAACAAGUACGAGUUGACUUUGAGUGAGGAGUACGAGGACCUUGGCUACUACAACAGGAGGCCCUGGAAAAGAUUCAUAAACGACAACAACCAGCAUUUGGUUAGCGACGAGUUUUUAGACUUCUUGGACAACAUAUUGAGGUACGACCACCAAGAGAGAUUGACCGCAAGAGAAGCCAUGGAUCACGAUUAUUUCAAGCCUAUAAGAGAAGCAGAAGCAGAGGCACAAGCAGGAGGGAGAGCAGGAGCCAAGAGAUGA
Molecule: messenger RNA, 1038 nt
Organism: Dujonia railenensis
Lineage: Eukaryota; Fungi; Ascomycota; Pichiomycetes; Serinales; Debaryomycetaceae
Source: the annotation of a GenBank genome assembly